CUUGGCGUGGCGGCGCGGAGGGUGUCGGGAGUUUGGCCCUCCUGAGGGGCGAGGCCGACCUGAGGGGCCCGGCAGAAAUUGUUAAAGCGCUUAAGAUCAAGAUGGAGGAAGCAUUGAAGUUCGCAGCUGUGGAAGAUGCAGUGCGGUAUCAACUGUUUUUGAUAAACUCUGAAUCAGGUGACCAAGAAAAAUGCACAGGCAUUCUUCAGCAGUAUAUCGAGAAGAUAAUGACCCAGUUUGCCCCUAUAUUGGUCUCCUAUAUCUGGCAAAAUCAACCUUUUAAUCUCAAAUGCCAACCAGGAAAAGGUGAUGUUCCUGCACAUAUUGCCGGUGUGACCAAGUUUGGAGAUAACAUUGAGGAUGAGUGGUUUAUCGUUUACCUCAUACAGCAAAUUACGAAACAGUUCCCCGAGUUAGUGGCAAGGAUUGACGAUAAUGAUGGUGAAUUUCUGCUAAUAGAAGCAGCCGACUUUCUCCCCAAGUGGUUGAAUCCUGAAAAUAGCACCAACCGGGUGUUUCUUCACCGUGGGGAACUCUGCAUCAUUCCAAUUCCACAGCACCCUGGAGAGGUAUCCUGGCUACCUGCUACCAAUCCCACAGUCACCCAAGCUCUGCAGCUGAUCUCCACCCACUCGGAGAAAAUCCUGGCGGGCAAAUCUGUACAGGCAGCGGUAAACAAGCGCAUCAGUGGGUACCCCGAAAAAAUCCAAGACUUCCUUCAUCGAGCCCACUGCUACCUCCCGGCCGGCAUCGUGGCCGUGCUGAAACAGCGUCCUAGGCUGCUAGCGGCUGCCGUGCAGGCCUUUUACCUGCGAGACCCGGUCGACUUACGAGCCUGCCGCACCUUCAAGACGUUCUUGCCAGAGACACGCGUAAUGGCUUCGGUCACGUUCACUAAGUGUUUAUAUGCACAGUUGGUUCAACAAACGUUCAUGCCAGAUCGGCGUAGUGGAUACGCUCUCCCUCCCCGCUCCCAUCCCCAGUACCGAGCACAUGAAUUGGGCAUGAAAUUGGCUCACGGCUUUGAAAUCUUGUGCUCCAAAUGCGGCCCGUCGUCCUCUGGCUCCAGAAGGCCUUCGACAGGCACCCCGCUCUGGGCAGGCUUCCUUGACAGUCUCAAAAGGAAUGAUUAUUUUAAGGGGGAGAUGGAAGGAUCGGCUAAAUACGUGGAAAGACUCUGUUUGGCGGAGAGCUAUUUCCAGCAGUCUGUGAACAGGCCCGACAGCUCUGUGGCCCUUAGCCCGGGUGAAGAAAUCUUGUCUUUACUGCAGACAGCGCCUUUAAAUCUAGAAGAACUUAAAAGAGAAGAAACGUGUCUCCCUCCAGAAGAUGAUGACCGCUGGUUGGAGAUCUCCCCAGAGACAUUGGAUCAGCUCCUACAGGAAGCAGCGGGUCCUAAAGGACCCCCACCCACUUCGAAAACAGAGGAGCAGAAAUGUGAUUUAAGCGAAGUCACCGAAAGCAUGAAGGCGUUCAUAGGCAAAGUCUCAACCCACGAAGGAGCAGAAAUACCUCGGAGACCUUCUGAAGAUCAGGUGACCUUUGAUGUGGAGUCCUUCACGAGGGCCCUAGAGAAAUUUUUAGGGCCAGGUCCCCAAGAACCGGAUUCUGAUGAUCCGGAUGAAGAGGAUGAAUUUGAGUCCUUGACAAGUGACGAAGACUUGGAUCCUGAAACUCAGGGUCAGCGAGCAAAACAAUCACCAGGAGAAACUCUGGACAGUCUCAGGUCAUACAUGGCAGAAAUGGACCGGGAACUGGCAUCCACCAACGUUGGAAAAAGCUUCAUUACUCACAAGAAAACGGGCAGCUCAGCGAGGGUGCCGCUAGCCCAAAACCCGGACGUCGAUUCGGAUGACAGCAGUUCCGGCGUGGAAGAGUCGGGGCUGACGGCCGUGGAUGUAGACGUGAACCUGGUUUCCAACAUCUUGGAAUCCUACCAUUCCCAAGCCGGGCUGGCGGGCCCCGCCUCAAACCUUUUACAGAGCAUGGGAGUGCAGCUGCCUGAUAAUGCAGAUCAGGGACCCUCUCAGAUUAGCCAGUUCUGAGGAUCUGGGCAAAAGCCAACUGGUGUUCAGUUUUCUCAUCCUCUAGCCCACGUCUCGGUCUUACUGUGUGUAAAUUCCACGUGCAAAAUCGGUUUUUCUCUGGAAAUUCUGGUGAGCGAUCCCAUCUCGGAUUGCGGGAGGGCCCUCAGUUAGAAACCAGUGAUCCUCCCUCUGGUCUCCCCACCGAGCAAAGGAUGAACUGGAGUUAAGAAGAGUAUGGAGGCAGCUGAUUUUUAGAUACACAGUCACUGGACUGGGAUUCUUCUGACAAGAAGGAACAGGGCAGACUCCUGUUGACCUCUCUGAUUCCUGCAGUGAUUGGAUCCCCAUAUUCAAGACAUUCGGGGAUAUAAAGAAAGGUAUCCGUCUGUUGCCCUGAAAGAAUGUGGAUGGGUUAUUUUCUGGCUUCGGGAGCGUUUAUUUUUUUUAGAAAGACUCGUUAAUUUAUUUGAGUCUUUGAAAGCCUGAUUGGAAUUUUUCUCGGUUUCUUCUUUGGACCUGGUUGCACAGAAAAAUUUGGGUGUUUGCAAGAAGGGAAGCUGGUUUCAUCACAGCAAAUGAGCCCUUUUUUCAAAACCUAAAUAUUUCAUAGCUAGCUGCUGUAGACUUCGUUUAAAAAGAAACCCUUUGAAUCUGGUUUAUACUCAAUUUUAUCUGGUUGGACACUACUAAAAAAUUGCCUUUUUUUAGCAUUUUGUACUUUGUCUGCUUUUGUCAUUUUUAUUUUACACCAC
Tachyglossus aculeatus (Australian echidna) is the source of this 2779-nucleotide messenger RNA. It is a transcript of the gene ECD, whose product is annotated as ecdysoneless cell cycle regulator. Gene Ontology annotation, cellular component: nucleus. The coding region runs from base 102 to 2045 and encodes 647 amino acids. The record is from RefSeq and is a predicted model, not a curated record. NCBI's taxonomy places the organism in Eukaryota, Metazoa, Chordata, Mammalia, Monotremata, Tachyglossidae. The transcript is spliced from 14 exons.